UUUCUAAUUUAGAUCGUAAUGACUCGUUCCAUCUACCACCGAUUGACUCAGUGACGAUUUCCCGGGGAAAGUUUUGAUUUCUCACGAUAAUUUUUUGAAAAUUCCCCAGCUAUUUUCUCACCUCCAAAACCCUUAUGAAUCUCAAACGAUUCCUUUCGAUUCCAAUUCUCGGAGUGCUUCUGCUUUUGGGUUUUGUGUAUUACAUCACGGUUUUCAUUUUCAUUGAAGAUUGGAUUGGGUUACAGAGCUCUUCUGGCUCUUUAAACGCUGUGAUCUUCACUUUCUUAGCUGUUUCCAGCCUUUUCUCUUUCUCUGUUUGUGUUCUCACUGACCCAGGUCAUGUCCCACCUUCUUAUGCGCCUGAUGUUGAACAAAGUGGUAUCUCAGAUGAAGAAACCAAGGCAAAAAUUGUACAAUCGAAGAUCUGUGACAGGUGUUCCACAUACAAACCUCCCAGGGCUCACCAUUGCCGAGUCUGUAGAAGGUGUGUUUUAAGAAUGGAUCAUCAUUGUCUAUGGGUGAAUAACUGUGUUGGUUAUUGGAACUAUAAGGCUUUCUUUAUGCUCAUUUUCUAUGCAACAAUUGGAAGCAUCUACUCUACGAUCAUAGUCAUUACAUGUUCAUUUCAAAAGGACUUCAAUGGACACGCCCCACUCAAGGUUUUUUAUGUUACUUGUGGAUUUAUGAUGGCUGCCCUGAGCUUGACGCUUGGUACUCUCUUCGGUUGGCACAUCUACCUCAUUAUCCACAACAUGACAACCAUAGAGUAUUAUGAAGGAAUACGCGCAGCAUGGAUGGCUAAGAAAUCUGGGCAAAACUAUCGUAAUCCAUUCGACCUCAAUGCAUACAAAAACAUUACUUUGGUCUUAGGCCCAAACAUGCUAAAAUGGUUGUGUCCCAAUGCAGUAAGCCAUCUGAAAGAUGGCCUUACUUUUCCUGUUUCACGUGAUAAUUCAUAGACAGCUCCUCUCAAACUUCAGGAUCAUCAUACUAAUCUCCGUGAAUAUUAGCAAUAUAAGACAAAUCCACUUGAUGCUACUGAAUGACAAGGUUUUCAUAUCAAGAAAUCGAGGAGUUCAAGUUCACAAAAUUCACGAUGAUGUUAGAUAAUGUUGGUGAGAAACAAGGUAGACGCCCACUGUUUUUUACCAUAUGCUUGCGAGAGUAACCGAAUUUAUUUAUUGCAACACUCAGAUUGGUUAGGAAUUGUACAUUCAAAUUGCAACUUAUAGUAGAUAAUGUUUAGUCACUUAAAUUGAAUUCUUAUUCUUAUACUGAUUACAUUCCCAGGAAAGGAAAAAAUAAGUUGGUUUCA
Messenger RNA from Humulus lupulus (European hop), 1315 nucleotides. RefSeq names its product probable protein S-acyltransferase 15. Gene Ontology annotation, molecular function: palmitoyltransferase activity. The transcript has 7 exons. The coding region runs from base 135 to 959 and encodes 274 amino acids. The record is from RefSeq and is a predicted model, not a curated record. NCBI's taxonomy places the organism in Eukaryota, Viridiplantae, Streptophyta, Magnoliopsida, Rosales, Cannabaceae.